AAUUGCUUUGAAAUAGCCAAAACAGCAUUGCCGUUAUGUUCAUAACCAGUCGUGAUGUAAAAAUACGUAGAGUCGGAACACGCCGACUCGAUGUGUCUUGACACCCGUGCAACUUCAUAUGUUAAGGCAUUUGUGUGACCUGGUGUACAAUUAUUUUCGUUGCUUACUUCAGUAUUCGGGAGCAUGAAAAAUAAGAGAAAAAUAUCAUUGCAUUGAAAUUCAUACUUUGAGUUAUUUAUUCCUUUUGCGUACAGAUAUAAUAAUAAAAUUUAAACUCUAAAGUUUGAGACCUUGUUAAGAGUUAACACUUGCGUGCAAAUAAGAAGGCAAACUUCAAUCUUAAAAGUUGCGAAGCAAAAGAUUUUAUAUGUUUUGUUAAAAGUUAGAAUCUUUGACGUACAAAUAAGGAAGCAGGUUCAAGCUCGAAGGUUUAAAUGUCCCUAUUUGUUAAAAGUUUACAUCUUUUGCAAUACAAGCUGUAAGAUUCGAAAAACUCUGUAUGCUUUGUUAAGCGUCAAGUUUGAAUGGCUGUAUAAUCGAAACUGUCACAAGCUUAUCGCUAGCCUUUCCAUUUUUCAUUCAUUCUCUAAUUAUGCUUUGAGAUAGUAGCGCUAUUGCCAAUAAUAUUCGAGGCAUUGAAUAAAUAUUAGAUCAUCUCGGCAUUUUCCCGCCGCAAAAUCGUCCGCCGCGUUAUAUUUAUCUCGCGCUCGACCUUAUCGUGCAUUUAUAAGUGCUUAUGCUACCGUCAUUACUUUUUAUCGCGUUUGAAUUCGUACAUUUUUAAACAGAGACCAGAGAUAAAAUUUUCUUAUGCGUCUCAAUUUUCUCCACUGAAUCAAUCUUCGCAUCUUUUAGAAUUUAUUUUUAAUCCCCCUUUUUUCCUGGGAAAUUUUUCCGUUUGCCGCGUCUCGAGUGUUUGGAAAAAUGUUUCCCUGGCUCUCAAAAACAUCUGACAUUUCCUCUAUUUUCUUCCGCACCCUUUGCUCUUUCUAGCAAACUUCUGCUCUUUCUUCAGCGAUCGAUUACCUCCGCCGCGAUAAUCUGCGCGGAGACUUUCUUCGUGGCUUGGUUUAUCUCGUUUUACGUAAAUGCGGAGGGACGCCGGGGCACGUUCCACGAACAACAAUCGUGACAAUUUCACGCUGCGAGAUACGGCACUAUUUUUCUCAGAUAACGAGAUGACCGAGCGCGUUUCGCGGCCGAGGCUCUUAUCGAUGCCCGAAGUAGAUUAAGUCCUCAUUAAUCAGGAUUUCUAGAGCUUUAAAGGGGAGAUGCGCGAUGGCCUUUCUAUAUGCAAUGAACGCGCGCCAAUAAUAACAUUGUUACGAACAGCUUUAACGAGCUUUAAACUAUUCCAUAUUAUCAGCGAGUAUCGCCGUUAUCACUUCGAAUCACGCGCUGCUUUGUCAAAAGCACUUCUUCAGAUGAUACUGAAAUAUCGUUAGAAAAAAAUUUAAUGCGAGCAUAUUUUCGAUUUCUGCUUAUUUGUUAUCGUAGCACUCUAUAUUUUUUUUUUCAAACAUUUAAUCUCAUUUAAUUUUUAUAUAAUCUAUAUCAUUUCUCCAGAAAUAUCAACGUCAUUAACAUAGCGAGAAAAAACUUUUUUUAAUUUUCAUAAAUUACAAAGAAAUGAAUACAAAUUCAAUGAAAGGUCAAACUAUUCUCGUAAAUAUUUGUCUGUCCAUCCAUUUCUGUUUUUAUUUGAAUCCCUUAUUUGUCUUUCAUUCUUUAUUUACUUCGAUAUUCAACCAGUGUACCUUCUUUAUCUUAUCUUUACUGCUAUCUAAUCCUGUCGUUUCCGCCCUUCGAUCACAUGCUCGUAAAUUCUUUCUGUUCGACGAAACUUCGCGCGUUUCCCCAUCCGCAUGCGCUUCAUUGUCACGCUCUCUUAUUCCGGCGCACCGCUGCCAAUCAUGUCAGUCCUCCUCUCUCUCUUUCUCUCUCUCUCACCCACAAGUCGCAAGCGCACCGCAUCGCAUAUAAAGCUUUCACGACCUGUAGCCGGCAGUUUAUUCGCUUCGCGCGAGCCGCAACGUGAACGAUAAUCGUCCGCGCCAGUUGUUCAACCUCGUUCCCGAUUCACGCGGUCCUGCACUCAACGGCUCCGCAGAAGUGCGAGGAAAGGCAAUAGAGAGGCUCUAAUCUUCUUAAUCUUCUCAAACGCGCCGAAUACGAGAGACAACAGGAAACACGGCAGGGUUCAAACAGAUGUAUCGCACGUGGAGAAGGACCCUUGUGGGCUUUUACGAGAUCGGACGCACGAUCGGUCUCCUGACCUGUCUCUGAGAAUAAGAGUUUCGAGGAGCCUGCGCAUCCUCGAACAAAUUAAAUCGCCGGUCCAAGGGGUGGAGAUCGAGGGGGCGAGAAAGGGAAGAGAAAAUACACGCCGGCAAUGAGCAGUCAAACCCCCGCGGUGAUAACAUUGUGAUCAACGGACUGUGAUAUACAUAUACACCUUUCAGUACAUUAUAUACAUACGUAUCGUAUAUACCUCAUCGAAGAAGAGGCCAACCACGACGACGUGCGCCAUGGCAGAAAAGGAUUGCAGCGCCGGCGAGGACGCGGAGAAGACUUCGCUGGUGGACUCGACCUUGCUUCCGAAGAUUCAGUCGUCCACGUUGCCUGCCGACGAGAAGACGAACCUGAACGGCGAUGGCGCGAACGGCGCGAUUCCGAACGGUGAUCCCGAAAGCGGCCGGAUGCAACGAGGAAGUGCUGUCCGGCAAGUUUUGGCCGCUUUGGUGGCCCAGCUUGGUACCAUCAACACGGGUAUGACGUUCGGUUUCUCCGCCAUCGCUCUUCCACAACUCCAGGAACCUGAUAGUAUCAUACCUAUUGAGGAGGGAUCGACGGAGGAAUCAUGGAUCGCCAGUAUGUCCUCGAUCGGCACGCCGAUCGGCUGCCUGAUGUCCGGCUACAUGAUGGACAUGUUCGGCAGGAAGCGCUCGCUCAUCAUCACGGAGAUCCCGGCGCUGCUCGGCUGGCUGCUGAUCACAUUCUCGACGGAUAUACACAUGAUAUACGCCGGCCGGUUCUUCGUCGGCCUGGGAUCGGGGAUGGUGGGCGCACCGGCCCGCGUCUACACCAGCGAGGUGACGCAGCCACACCUGCGGGGGAUGCUGACCGCGCUGGCGAGCGUCGGAGUCAGCACCGGGGUGCUGAUCGAGUACGCUCUUGGCAGCGUUUUCACGUGGAACGUCUGCGCGGCCAUCAGCAGCAUCCUGCCGUUCACCGCGUUGCUGCUGAUGUUCUUCUUCCCGGAGACGCCGUCCUACCUCAUAUCGCGCAACCAGCCGGAACAAGCGCGGGAGGCGCUGGAAAAAUUCCGCGGCAGUACUUACAACGUGAAGCGGGAGAUGGACACGCUGGUGGAGUUCUCCAACAAGAACAAUAUCAAGCGACUCACCGGGUUCCAGGAGAUCGCGCGCGCCAUGCUGCAGCCCAGCGCGCUGAAGCCGUUCACCUUGCUGUUCCUCUACUUCCUUAUAUACCAAUGGUCGGGGACUAACGUCAUCACUUUCUACGCCGUCGAGAUCUUUAAGGACUCCGGGGCGAGCAUGAAUAAAUACUUGGCGGCGGUGAUCCUGGGAAUAGUCCGUCUGACCUCCACGAUCGUGGCCUGCGUGUUGUGCAGAAAAUGCGGCAGGAGACCGCUCACGAUGGUGUCUUCUAUUGGCUGUGGGCUCUCCAUGGUAGGAUUAGGCGGCUACAUGUGGCUGAAGGAAUAUUGGGUUGCGAAUAAUAUACCAUUCGUAGCCACGUGGUUUCCCGUUAUGUGUAUAUUUUCGUAUACCAUUACUUGCACCCUGGGUUUCUUGGUAAUUCCUUGGGUGAUGAUUGGCGAGGUUUACCCCGUGCAAGUACGUGGCAUCAUCGGCGGUUUGACUACCAUGUGCGCGCACUUGUUUAUCUUUAUGGUGGUCAAAACUUAUCCGUUUUUAGCGAGCGCGCUCACUCGUCACGGCACGUUUAUUCUCUACGGUGGUAUAUCCUUGUUCGGAACGAUAUACUUCUACCUGUGUCUUCCGGAAACCAAAGGGAAAACGUUGCAGGAGAUCGAAGAUUAUUUCUCUGGCAGAGCUAACAAUUUAACUAGUAUGAACAACAAGCCAAAAAUUUUAGACAUUAAGAAAGGUCAGAUGUUACCGUAAAAAAAAAGGAAAGACGAUUUUAAUUACUUUUAUAAAAAAAACAUCUAUGUGCCUAUGUAAAAGAAUCUACUUAGUUAGGAGAAAGGAAAGCAUUUGUUUGUAGCAACUAGGUUUAUGUAAAGUGACUGCCAUGAAUACUGAGGCACAAAAAUUAAGAAUGUUAUUUUUAUGUACAAAACUAAUAUUAUCGGCAAAGUACUCAAAUAACUGACGUUUGCUUUGUGUAACAAAUGUAACGUUUUAAGAAAUUAGAAGUUUUUUAACAGAUGACAGAAA
Linepithema humile (Argentine ant) is the source of this 4427-nucleotide messenger RNA. Its product is annotated as facilitated trehalose transporter Tret1. Lineage: Eukaryota; Metazoa; Arthropoda; Insecta; Hymenoptera; Formicidae. Gene Ontology annotation, cellular component: membrane. Gene Ontology annotation, molecular function: sugar transmembrane transporter activity. Gene Ontology annotation, biological process: transmembrane transport; carbohydrate transport. The record is from RefSeq and is a predicted model, not a curated record.